CACAGCGGUGGGAGCAAAGUCGCAGACGCACAGAGAGAGCAACUGUCCGCUGCAGGAGCGGUGAGCGUGUCCAAUGCGCACAAAUUAAACCAUCUGUGUGACUGCCAGGGUUUCCCCUCCGGUCCUGUUGGAUUUACUGUGACAUCUGCUGCAGCUGCAAGGAGAUAGACUGGAGGCGGUAAAGCCACUGCCGCAUGAAGGGCAGGAGCGGAGGUCUGAUUCAGCGGAGUCAGGGAGGCGUACUGUAGGAACCCCGUCCGGACACCGGGACCUCGCCCGGCCCCACCGCUGCGCUGAAGAUCAGCGAUGGUCAUAGAUGCCAACCAGAGAUGCCAAACAAAGAACCAUCUGGUGAAGAGUGAAUGAAAGAAGGACAGAGGAAGGAAAACCACAAGACAAGUGGACGGCAAAGCACAAGAAAAACAAAUCCAAACACAGGAUAACAAAAGUAAACUGAUGGAGUAAAAGAAAGGAGGGAUGUGAGGAGCUCCAUGAAAGAGGAGAAACCGAGUUGAGAUAGAUGCAAAUAGGAAGUGUUAGCAAGAGGAAACCCACACGAAGCCUGGGAAGAGACAAACAGGAUUGAAACUGGAAGCUUUGGAAAGGUAGGAAGAGAACGCCAAAGACCGGUCGGGGGAGGACAGAGACAUCUGGAUGGUCUCCACAGUGACAGCCAGCAGGUUACCCUCCCUCCAAAGAUGGCCUCCAACUUCAACGACAUUGUCAAACAGGGCUAUGUACGCAUGCGCAGCCGCAAGCUGGGGAUCUAUCGGCGUUGUUGGCUGGUUUUUAAGAAGUCAUCCAGUAAAGGACCCCGUCGUCUGGAGAAAUACCCUGAUGAGAAGUCUGCCUACAUCAGAGCCUGUCCUAAGGUGACAGAAAUUAGCAAUGUCAAGAAUGUCACGCGGCUGCCUCGGGACACCAAGCGACAGGCUGUGGCCAUUGUGUUUACAGAUGACACCUCACGCACCUUCACCUGUGAAUCAGAGCUGGAGGCAGAGGACUGGUUCAAGACACUUUCAAUUGAGUGUCUGGGAACACGGCUCAACGACAUCAGUAUGGGAGAGCCUGACCUGCUGGCUGCUGGGGUGCAGUGCGAACACACAGAGCGCUUCAAUGUCUUCCUCCUCCCUUGUCCCAACCUGGACAUUUAUGGAGAGUGUAUGAUGCAGAUCACCCAUGAGAACAUUUACCUGUGGGACAUUCACAACCCUCGCACCAAGCUGGUCACCUGGCCGCUCUGCUCCCUGCGGCGCUACGGACGGGAUGCCACCCGCUUCACCUUUGAAGCUGGACGGAUGUGUGACAGCGGUGAGGGCCUCUACACCUUCCAGACCAGAGAGGGAGAGCAGAUCUACCAGAGGGUUCACUCCUCUACACUGGCCAUCGCUGAGCAGCACAAGAAGGUCUUGCUGGAGAUGGAGAAAAACAGCAGGUUGAUGUCUAAGGGUUCAGAGCCUGGCUCCUACCCUUGCACCCCCACCGCCAUUCUGCCCCGAUCUGCUUACUGGCACCACAUCACUGGAAACCAGACUGGCCUGGAUCCUGGAAACGGUGAUGCUGCAGAUGAUGACCUUAUGUCCACCCACCUGCCUCCCAACCGCCAUGCCACACUGCCCAUGGCAAACACACAUGCACAGUCCCAACCGCACAUACAUGCACAGUCCCCGACACACUAUCCCACCUACCCUGGACAGUGACACACACACACAGAAAAGAUGUGGACCCUGUAAAGGAUACAUACACACAUGCAGGCACCCGCAAUGCACACACACUGACAGAAAGACACAUCUGUGUUACAGCCCAACAUCACACCUCACAUGUUGGAGGUCAACUAACUGGCCAACAGGACUGCACAUGGACUGGGCUUCCUGACAUGACUGCGGCUCCCACAGAACCACAGGAGACAGGGGGUAUUUGGCGUUACUCCUCACCCAGGCUUAGGAAGCCUGGCUGACAAAUCAGCUUAUAUUGCCUACUAUGUAUAGAAAGGACUCUCAGGAUGCUUUAACCCACCUAGGCUGUAUUACCCGAUGUCCAGCAACAGUAUAUCUAAAGACAGAAAUGUUUAUACCUGUUUCAAAUGGUCACUCUCAAAGGUAGGGUGAAAAGCCUUUGUGAGAACUUUGUGGUGAGUAUUUUUUACUAAAUUUAUACCAGCAGUUGUUAUUGAAAUUAUGGUUUAAAGAGACAUCUGGCAACAUGAGAUACAACACUGUGAAGUAGAAAAACACAGCAAUCGCUUCCAUUACUUAAUGCUGGUCACUCAGCAAGACACCUGCCCAGGUCUCCACUGGUUCUCCUCAGACCACAGCUCAGUGUCUCAUCUUCAUUAUUGUCAAAUUAAUUCAGGGGUCUGCCUGAGAUUGGCAGCUUCCCCUUAAAUGAUAACAUAUACAGUGACUACAGAGAUAUGAAAAUAGAAAAAAAUUAUAAUAUGUGUAUUAUUAUAUCUGAUAUUUUAAAAAACUGUCCAUAAUGUUAAUGCAUUAUUCAUUUAUUAUUGGAAACUUUCUAUCAGUGUAGAAUUCCUGUCAGUUGUCAAGUGUAAAACCUAGUGCAUGAUUCGUCACAUAAAGUGUACAAAGACCUGGCACAGGCUUUUAACUCCACCUUUGAAUGUGCUCACCCAAACAGGUACAAACACUUUUGCAGUGUGUUGGGUAACACAUCAUAGUUUGUCACGUUUGUCUGAAGCAUAUCAGGUCUUUGCAGACAAACCCACCCUGUUAAUGAAGUAGCUGUAUCUGGCUAGAUUUGGUGAUAUUUUAGUGCACAAUCUACGAAAUACCAAAUUUUGGUCAAAUCUUUACAUUUGUGUGUACGGGAGGACUAGCAAUGCUGGAUUGGAUGUUCUGGCUUGAGUUUCUCACCCCAAGAGUUACAUAAGAUCCAAAAGUCGUUGCGAUGGGAUUAAUGUCAAUAAGGCCCAGUGUUGCAGAUUAAAUACAUGAAGCAGGACUUCACGGUGCCUUAAUAGCACCACGUGGACUGUGCUGUCAUUGGCAAUGCACUGACACUCAGAAUUCCCAUGUGAAAACUCCAGUGUACCAUUGCCAGCUGACUUACACAGGACACAUAAUUACACUGUAUGUCCAUAUCUAGACAGAUGCCUUUGAUUUUGCUGAUGUAAACUGAUGUAACUUUGCAGGUACUGGAUGCGUUGGGUACGCUGAGGUUCUGAGCUGCGGAAUGAAACUGUGACCGAAUCUACUUUUAUGGACUGGGUCCUGUAUUAACUUCAGACUUUCUCUUACACCUCCAUGCUUCUAUUGAACUAUUCUGAGCACAAUGUUGUUAUUUUAUUAGGUUAUGAAAUGGCUUAGGAGUGGGAGAGGCUUCCAGAGUUCAAUAGACAGGGAUUUUUGAAAGCCAGUACUGAUCCUGGUACUUUUGGAUUCAAUCUGCCAAUAAGUGUUCAGCGUCUUUAUAUUGCCAGAUAUAAUUAGUCCCUAACCGUUUACUUUUUACUAUAGUGACAAAAACAUGAAGACUAAAAUGGGGAGACUUUACACAAACACAGGAGAAAACCAAAAAACAGCUUCAAACAAUGGUGUGCGCAGACUCUUCCAGGGCCAAGAUGGAAGUGAAACAAGGGGCAUCUCUUUCUCUCAUAGGGUUAAGGUCUGAGCAGCACUUGAACUAGAGGGGCACUCACAGUCAGGACGGCACCUAGAUGAAUGGAGAUGGACAUUACUUUCAGAAAUCACCUCAUCUUGAGAUAAUUCUAGUUUAUUACAGCCCAGACUUUUGACCACCGAUUAGUAAUAACACCACUGUUAUUACAGCAACAUUGCUCAAAAGAAGCUGGACAGUGCAACAAACACAAAAUGUCAAAUGAUCCAACAAACCUUCUAAAAUUAUUUGUUAGAGAAAAUGAAGAUGCAGCAAAAUUAUUAUCUAAACUGUCCAAUUUUGACUUUGGGGCUGGCUUUAACUGUUACAGUCCUGACAGAGGAUCAAGUUUGGGGCUUGGGUCUGGGUCGGUUAUUUUCAAAUGACAUUUUUUUGCAUAUUUGUGUCUUUUUCUUUCUGACUGUGAAUUGUCAGCGAAGAGCCAGCAGUGGAUGAAAUAAAGCAAAAAUGUAGCUUUGGGUCUUGGGUUGGGUUGGGGUCUCAAAUUUGGUACUACCAGGUUCGGUCAGUAUGACACAAUAAGGCCUCAGUGAUGGUCUCAGUUUUGGGCUCAGUCAUAACUCCACAGUAAUUCUCCUGCCAAAUGAG
This is a messenger RNA of Monopterus albus (swamp eel), 4224 nucleotides long. It is a transcript of the gene dok4, whose product is annotated as docking protein 4. Lineage: Eukaryota; Metazoa; Chordata; Actinopteri; Synbranchiformes; Synbranchidae. The transcript is spliced from 9 exons. Gene Ontology annotation, cellular component: cytoplasm. Gene Ontology annotation, biological process: cell surface receptor protein tyrosine kinase signaling pathway. The record is from RefSeq and is a predicted model, not a curated record. The coding region runs from base 699 to 1700 and encodes 333 amino acids.